GGCAUGAAUAUCCCUAUUGAAUUAAAAUGAGCCAUCUUCAAGACACUGCACUUCUGGCAGAGUUAUCAAAGGACUCCACCAGCCCUUCCAGCCUCCAAGAGCCCUUCCUCAUAGAACAGCUGCCCCGAGAGAUGCAGUGCCAAUUCAUCCUGAAGCCUAGCCGCCUGGCUGAGACCCAGCAACUAAGUGAUUCGGGUCAGAAGACAUCUAAAAAGAGAAGAUCUAUCAUAAACUGGGCCUUUUGUCAGGGUUCUUGCACUCAUCAAGAUAACUCGCCUCUGUCACCAACAUCUCCUAUGCCAGGACAGCUCAUUGUAGUGUCCUUGCAAAGCCUUUGUGAGAAUGACAAUCUGCCCAAACCUGUUUCAGAUAUGCUUUGCUUUCUUAAUCAAAACGGACCCCUCACAAAAGGCAUUUUCAGACUAUCGGCCAAUGUAAAAUCUUGCAGAGAGCUGAAAGAGAAACUGAAUUCUGGAUCUGAAGUACACCUAGACUGUGAAUCUGUCUUUGUGAUAGCAUCUGUCUUAAAGCAGUUAGAUCAGCUCCCAAGAGCCAACGUUGUUCUCCUAAGGUACCUUUUUGGAGUACUAUGCAACACUGAGCAACAGUCCUCAUCCAAUCAGAUGACUGCAUUUAAUUUAGCGGUGUGUAUCACUCCAGGCAUUCUCUGGCCUCCUAUCUCAUCCAGCCCAGAAUUAGAAAGCGAAUUUACAAUAAAGGUAAUAAAGCUUUUUAUUUUUAUGCCCCGGGAGAUUGAAUCCCCAUUUNNNGAGGUUUCAGUGAGAUGUGACACUAAAGAGAAUGCCUCAGAUAUCCCUUACAUCUGAAUGAAUGACUCCUCCUAUGACAGCUUAGAAAAUGAGCUGAAUGAGGAUGUUGAAGCUCCAUGCAGUGAUGUGAUAAAGAAACUUCGUCAGGGAGGCAGAAGCAUGGACUCCGUGUUAACUCUUCGUGACUAUUACCUUGACCAGCCUGAGGUAGAAGGUCUUUUAACCCUGAGCUACUUUAACUUAGACCAUACUAAAGAUGAAGACUUUCUAAUGAAACAGCCACUUGAAUCCAAGCUAGUGAUUGCUUCAAUACUGUACAGAAGCCAACUACAGGACCAUGCAAGGCCCUCAACUAGCAUGAACACAUUCUGCUGCCUGUCCACAGCUGCAGCGGAUGCUCCAAAAAGCCCCAAGUGGAUCUGGUACUUCUUGGAGCCCAGCACCAACUAUGAAGUUUCAAAGCUUUCCUCUCUCAGAGAGUUUUACUGGGAAAAAAAACUCAAGUCCAGCUAUGAUCCAAUUCUCUCACAAGAAGAUGACUAUCUGAAGCAGAAUCAACCCCUACAGAAAGAGAGUAAGACAUGUUUGAGACAGAAUUUAGGCAUAGGCACUGAUAUCAAGAAAAAUGCCACUAAUAAAAUAGUUAAGAAGGAAAGCUCGUCAGGUAAUGAAGGAAAUCACAUGAAACUUUUUUCUAAAUCCAAGCCAGUGGCCAUUUCUGUGGCAUCUUACAGUCAUGUAUCCUCAUGUGAUCAUCCCCAAAACAUGCCCUUUGAUACAGGUACAUCUGGAUACUCCCUGGCACACACAACAGGUACCCUCAAGAGUUCAAAGAGACACCGGCGCUGCUCGGAGACCAGCAGUCAUGACCAGCACUGCAAACUGAGCCAUCUCGGGGGUAUUUAUUCAAAGAAACAACAUAAAACCAGCUAUGAAGCUGCACUUGGAGAAGAUGACUAUCUCAAACGGCACAAGUCUUUGCAAAUGGAGGGACAAAAGCUCAUUAAUCAGAGUUUGGUCAUGGGCAUCGAGGAGGGCAAGAGUAAUGCCAUAAACCAAAACACUGAGAAGUUUUUACACUCAAGCUUAAACACUUGCCCAAGCACUAGCUCUUCCAGUUUGUCCUCCCCAGGCACUUCCCCAUCUGGCUCAUUGGUGAGCUCCCAAGACAAUGCUUUUUCCCAGAUUUCUGAACACUUCGUUUUUACACCCACUGAUACUUCCUCAUCAAUCGAUUGCACUUUUCAGGCUCAGAGAAAACAGGAAGAACUUUCUUCUGACCUUUGCAGUUCUGGUCUCAUUUCUGGAAUGCCUGCUCCCUCAUCUGGGCAAGCCAGCAGUCAACUGGCUCACACAAAUAAAAUAGAGUGUCACUCACAUUCUGUAACUCUUCACCCCAUCACAUGGUUGAGAAAUGGCAUGGCCAGUCUAAAGAACUGGUCCCUCAGAUAGAAACCAAGUGCAUACGGACCAGAGGAAAAGAAAAUAGGUUCUCUACAAAGACCCACAGAGCAGUCUCCACAUUCUUCUGGUGUUCCAGAAACCAAGUCACUGCAAGAGAAACAGGAAGAUAUGCCCGUAAGGGCAGCUGAAGAACUUGAAGCUGUGCAAGAAGCUCAGUGCAGUAGCUCUUAUCCCAGCCAGGUCUCAGAGAAACACUUUAGCUCUGCACUCAACCUAGUGGAAGACAGUCUCAAGCUUUGUAUGCAGUCACACGGAGAGUCAUGGGAACCUGCCCUUAGACUGAGUAAUGUGUCCAGCUCAGACUCAAGGCCUAUGGUAGUUUGUGAUGUUGGGGACAAACAUUCAACCAAAGACAUUUAACCACAAUAAGAAUCCAAUGUCUAUAAGAACA
Messenger RNA from Pteropus alecto (black flying fox), 2625 nucleotides. Its product is annotated as rho GTPase-activating protein 20-like. Gene Ontology annotation, biological process: signal transduction. Lineage: Eukaryota; Metazoa; Chordata; Mammalia; Chiroptera; Pteropodidae. Gene Ontology annotation, molecular function: GTPase activator activity. The record is from RefSeq and is a predicted model, not a curated record.